AUGAAUGACGACACGAUAACGUGGGAAAUCCUGGGCAAGGGAAAAUGCUCAUUUAAGAAAAAAACGCAGACGCAAAUGUUCUGCAUGAAUGAAUAUAAUGUUACAGGUCUAUGUACUAAAGUGAACUGUCCUCUAAGUAAUAGUGUCUACGGAACAGUCAUCCUAGAAAAGGGAGAAAUUUAUUUAUACUUAAAGUACCCGGAGAGGGCCCACCUUCCGAGCUCCCUCUGGACCAGACUCCAACUAAGUCAAAACAAAAAGGAAGCAUUCAAUGCUAUUUAUAAAGAAAUGAAAUACACCCACAAUAUAAAACAAAUAAAAAAAUGCAUGAAGAGAUAUGUACGCAUGAAAGAGAUUUUAAAACGAAGUAGAAAAUUAAUUUUGCAAAAACAAGUAAAAUUGGUUCCCAUUAAAAAGAAAACAGAAAGAAGGGAUAGGACCCGAGAAAAUAAAGCUCUUAAAGCAGCAAACAUUUUAAAUAAUGUUGAAAAAGAAUUGCUCAACCGGCUCAAUAGUGGGGUGUAUGGUAAUUUGUAUAAAUUCUUGACCCCAAAAAAGAAGGUUAAAAAUAAGGACUCCGAGUUGGCCAAGCUGUUCGACGAGGUGGAGGACACGCAACGCGUGAAGAAGAAGAAGAAGCAGCAGCUAGAGAAGCAGGAGGAAGAGGAGGAAGAAGAAGAAGAGAAUGAUGACGACGAAGACGAUGAGGGAGAAGAUGACGACGAUGAUGAGGACGAUGAUGAAGACAAUGAUGAUGAAGAGGAAGAACACGAGGAUGAUGAUGAGGAAGAAGACGAGGAUGAUGAUGAGGAAGAAGACGAGGAUGAUGAUGAGGAAGAAGACGAGGAUGAUGAGGAUGAUGAUGAUGAAGAGGAAGAAGAAUUCGAUGAGGAAGACGACGAUGAUGAAGAUGAUGAAGAAGGGGAAGACGAUGAGGAGGAAGAGGAUGAACAUGUGGAGGACGAGCCCCGAGCGAGGAAAGCGAAAAGGAAGCAGAAAUUCGAGAAGGAGUACGUGGACGACGAUCACAUCAGGACUCUCCAGGAGGAAGGGAAGCUCUUUGAUGAAGACGAAGUGGAGGAGUUCGAUGGAAGCUUCACGAAGAAGAGGAGCACCAAGGCAGGCGGCAAGAAGGGCAAGAAGAAGAUUCGAAUGGCGUACGAAAAUGAUUAG
Plasmodium fragile is the source of this 1173-nucleotide messenger RNA. RefSeq lists its product as uncharacterized. Gene Ontology annotation, biological process: maturation of LSU-rRNA; maturation of 5.8S rRNA. Gene Ontology annotation, cellular component: preribosome, large subunit precursor; nucleolus. The transcript has 2 exons. Bases 1 to 1173 code for a protein of 390 amino acids. The record is from RefSeq and is a predicted model, not a curated record. Lineage: Eukaryota; Apicomplexa; Aconoidasida; Haemosporida; Plasmodiidae.